Messenger RNA from Carya illinoinensis, 1758 nucleotides. RefSeq names its product purple acid phosphatase 18. Gene Ontology annotation, molecular function: metal ion binding; acid phosphatase activity. The transcript has 5 exons. The coding region runs from base 172 to 1473 and encodes 433 amino acids. NCBI's taxonomy places the organism in Eukaryota, Viridiplantae, Streptophyta, Magnoliopsida, Fagales, Juglandaceae. The record is from RefSeq and is a predicted model, not a curated record.
AAAAAUUCACGGACGCUAACGUACUCUAUAAGGAUUCCGGAAAAUGAUUUUACGCUCGACCCCACACGCUGACGAACAGUUCUUAUUCGGUUUAGAUAAUUCAGUCGGUGCUUAAGUAGUAGCAGAGCCAGAGAAAGUGAGUUCUGAUUCGGGUCACCUAAGGAAAGAAUCAUGGACCCGAAGCUGAUCCUUACGGUCUGUUUAUUCUCAAUCUCGGCAACUGCGAUAGCCGACUACGUUAGACCUCAGCCUCGCAAAACCCUGGGUUUCUCGUGGAACCCAAAGCCCCCGAAUUAUCCCCAGCAGGUUCACAUCUCUUUGGCUGGAGACAAGCACAUGCGAGUGACAUGGGUCACUGGUGAUAAAUCUUCUCCUUCAAUUGUUGAGUAUGGCACAUCACCUGGGAGUUACAGUUCUAUAGCCAAUGGAGAAAGCACAUCUUAUACUUAUCUAUUCUAUAGUUCAGGGAAGAUACACCACACGGUCAUCGGGCCUCUGGAACAUAACACAACCUACUUUUACCGAUGUGGAGGACAAGGACCUGACUUUCAGUUAAAGACCCCUCCAGCUCAAUUUCCGGUUACUUUUGCUGUGGCAGGAGAUCUGGGUCAAACUGGCUGGACCAAAACAACUCUAGAUCACAUUGACCAGUGCAAAUAUGAUUUGCAUCUACUUCCUGGGGACCUCUCAUAUGCUGAUUAUCUGCAACACCGAUGGGACACCUUUGGUGAGCUGGUGCAGCCCCUUGCAAGUGCAAGGCCAUGGAUGGUUACAGAAGGGAACCAUGAAGAGGAGAACAUACCAUUGCUGAAGGAUGGGUUUGAAUCGUAUAAUUCGAGAUGGAAGAUGCCUUUUGAGGAGAGUGGAUCGAGUUCAAAUCUUUAUUAUUCAUUUGAAGUUGCAGGUGUUCAUGUUAUCAUGCUCGGUUCAUAUGAAGAUUAUGAUGAGCAGUCAGACCAGUACAGGUGGCUGAAGGUUGAUCUCUCGAAAGUGGACCGGAAAAAGACACCUUGGCUGAUCGUGCUAUUUCAUGUUCCUUGGUAUAACAGUAACAAGGCUCAUCAAGGUGAAGGUGACGAUAUGAUGGUGGCCAUGGAACCCUUGCUUUAUGCUGCCAAUGUGGAUAUGGUACUUGCUGGCCAUGUUCAUGCUUAUGAACGCACGAAACGUGUCAAAACUGGAAGAUUUGAUCCUUGUGGCACUGUACACAUAACCAUUGGUGAUGGAGGAAAUAGAGAAGGUUUAGCUCACCGGUAUGUAGACCCACAGCCUGAGUGGUCAGUCUUUCGAGAAGCAAGUUUUGGUCAUGGUGAGUUGAAGAUCAUGAAUUCAACUCAUGCUUUCUGGAGCUGGCAUCGGAAUGAUGACGACGAACCUGUAAGGUCUGAUCAGGUCUGGAUAACGUCACUCAUCAGUUCAGGUUGCGUUGCUGAGAAGAAAAACGAACUAAGGAAAAUACUUAUGGCACCUUAGAAGUUUGUUAUGCUCUCUAGUGCUUGCUCACUAUAUAGGAACGGGGUUUCUCUUUGCAAAGGAGCCCUUAUAAAUAUUGGAUUUUACAGUCCAAGAAUUAUGCAAGUCCAUUAUCUGGCUGGCUGCUUUAAUCGGUGGAAUACAUUCACUGAUUUCAAGCAGCCGCUAGUCAUGUAUGUAUUUUACCAAGAAUUCACUAUGUUGUUAGUAGAUUUACCAUAAAUUCUAGCCUUGUAUGAUGUGAAUUUCAAGUUUUUCGUUUUAUGGUACCACUGGUGUUUGUUA